AUGCAAGAAACCACUUAUGCUGAGACGAACGGGACAUUGGCUGAAUUUGGGAGGCAAGUUCGCUCCGUUAAAGCCAUUGUCAUCACCAUAUUCAACUUCAUUGUCACCGUGGUGGCCGCCUUUGCCUGCACGUACCUGGGCAGCCAGUACGUCUUCGCAGAGACUGCGGCGCGCGUCCUGUCAGCGGUAAUCGUGGCCUCGGUGGUUGGCCUGGCUGAGCUGUACGUAAUGGUGCGGACCCUCGAAGGGGACCUUGGGAAACUGUAA
Molecule: messenger RNA, 267 nt
Organism: Nipponia nippon (crested ibis)
Lineage: Eukaryota; Metazoa; Chordata; Aves; Pelecaniformes; Threskiornithidae
Source: RefSeq, a predicted model, not a curated record